AUGUCUUCAACUCCACCAGCACCAAUAAAAGCAGCAUCGGAAGUUCGAGUUUCAAGGGUACCAAGUCAACUCCGUGAUUCAGUAUUCAACAAUGUACACACCACAGCACACAACAACGUGACACAUAAUGGUGCGGAUACUAGAGACGAGGGACGAGAGCAUGUCAAUCAAAAUCCUUCGCAAUAUUCCCAUAAUACGCAUCCAAGUGAACUGGAAAGAGGUGGUGAUGAUCUACAACGCAGACACAAUAUAUUAGGACGUGCGGAAUCCAAAAAACGUUCAUUAAAGAGAAAAAAAAGUUCAAAAGAACAAUCAACUGAAAAGAAGCGUAAAGAAUGGCCAACUUGUUGGAUAAUUUUUUGCUAUGCUGUGACAUUUUACGCCCCUCCUUUUAUUCUCAGUACAUGUGGUCGAAUGAAGAGACCGGAAGUUCAACGUGCAUGGCGAGAAAAGAUUGGUCUAAUCACCAUUAUUAUUUUAUUAUGUGCAUGUGUGGCAUUUCUAACUUUUGGUUUUACACAAGUGGUCUGUGGUGUUCCUCCAGUUCGUGUAAGAGGAGGUCGAGUUGAUAGUGCCAGUGCAAUAAUAAAUGGGUUUGCCUAUGAUCUAUCAAAAUAUCAACAUCCGGGUGUGCCUAAUUAUGAUCCACCAAUACCGCCAGAUGUGCUCCUUCCGUAUGCACCUAUAAAUGCUGGUGGACAAGACCUUUCAUUCUUAUUUCAAAAAGUAAAUCAAAAAUGCCAGGGAAUUAUCACGCUUAAACCAGGUGCAGAUGCACCAGUUCAAAACGGACAAGUUGGAUGGUAUUUCCCUUGUGUAAUGGUCAAUCAAGACGGAUCUACGCAACCAACCGGAAGUUGGGAUCCUCCUUAUCCCGGUGCGGGCUGUCAUACUAGUGCUCUGGCACGAUCCACAUAUUUCAGAAUGAAAAAAAGUGGAGAAAUAUUCUAUACAUGGGAUGAUAUUAAUAAUCCACAUCGAAAUCUGGCUGUGUAUAAUGGAUUUGUACUUGAUUUGGAUAGAUUAAAGUUUCUCGACUCUCAACAAGUUAAUGUUCCAAGAAUUUUCCAAAACUUGACCAAUCCAGCUAACAAUUUUCGUAAAAAAGAUGCUUCUUUGAUGUUUUUGAACACGGGAAACAAAAAAGUUGCUGAAUGUCUCACUGAUGUGAUAAAAAUCGGCUCUAUUGACACAAAAACUAUGGGUUGUAUCGCUUCCGACAUUGUUUUGUAUAUCUCACUCACUUUUAUCGUGGGUGUUGUGGUGAUAAAAUUCGUGUUAGCCGUCAUUUUUGGUUGGUGUUUAUCAUGGAGACUAGGCUCUUUCAAACCUGAAUCAUACGAGGAAAGAAUGAAACGUGCAGCCGAAAUUGAAUUAUGGUCCGAGGAUAUUAAUACGCCGGCAGCAUUGCCAAAUCGUAAAUCUCGUUAUUUUCCAAAGACAUCACGUUUUUCAAAUAAUUAUCCAAAUGGACGAGCUAGCACUUUAAUUCCAUCUUCAAGACCAGUGAGCAAUUUUGGAGCAUACAAUAAUGGUCGUCGCUCUCCUUUAUCAAAACCUACUGGCACUCCAAGUUCACUUCUUCAUCCCAAUGGAGGAACUACACCACGCAUAUCACCCAAUGGAUCACCGGGUACUAGUCCAACAUUAAGACCAAGUCGCUCAAGUUCCUCGGUACUAACACCAGUUAAUCCAAUAACCGAUCCUAACAAAAAUAAAAGUUCAAGUUCACUGACUGCUACUAGGGAAGAAUUUCCAAUAGCCAAUUCAUUAGCUACAGGGAGUAGAGAAUCUCUUGGAAAUUGUCCUUUCCCUAAUGCUAAUGUAGUACCACAACCAUCACCCGACUAUCAGCCUUGGGAUUUCCCACUAGCCCAUACUAUUUGUUUAGUCACAGCCUAUUCGGAAUCAGAACAAGGACUUCGAAGCACAUUAGAUUCCGUGGCCACAACAGACUAUCCAAAUUCUCAUAAAUUAAUUCUAGUAAUUGCUGAUGGUAUUAUAACUGGUGGUGGUAAUACACAAUCAACGCCUGAAAUUUUACUCUCUCUCAUGCAUGAAUUUGUGGUGCCACCUGAAGAAGUUGAACCUAAUUCCUAUGUCGCAAUUGCUGAUGGUACUAAACGUCAUAAUAUGGCAAAAGUAUACGCUGGUUUUUACAAGUAUGAUGAUAGCAUAGUUGAAGUUAGUAAGCAGCAGCGUGUUCCAAUGGUUGUGGUGGUUAAAUGUGGUACUCCAGAAGAACAAAAUUCCACAAAACCGGGUAAUCGAGGAAAACGAGAUUCCCAAAUUAUUUUAAUGAGUUUUCUACAAAAAGUCAUGUUUGAUGAACGGAUGACACCAUUUGAAUAUGAAUUUUUUAAUUCGAUAUGGCGAGUCACAGGUGUUACUCCUGACAAAUAUGAGAUCGUGUUGAUGGUGGACGCUGACACUAAAGUAUAUCCAGAUUCUCUUUCUCGUAUGGUCUCUUGUAUGACACGUGACUACGACAUUAUGGGUCUCUGUGGAGAAACUAAAAUUGCUAACAAGACUGAUAGCUUUUGGACAAUGAUUCAAGUUUUUGAAUAUUAUAUUUCACAUCAUCAAAGUAAGGCUUUUGAAUCUAUAUUUGGUGGUGUAACUUGUUUACCUGGAUGUUUCUGUAUGUAUCGGAUUAAAGCGCCGAAAAGAGACGGAUUCUGGGUACCAAUCUUAGCUGCUCACGAUAUCGUUGAGCAUUACUCUGAGAACAUUGUUGAUACCUUGCAUAAGAAAAAUCUUUACUUGCUGGGUGAAGAUCGUUUCUUAACAACUUUAAUGUUACGUACCUUUCCAAAAAGAAAAAUGAUAUUCGUUCCGCAAGCGGUUUGUAAAACUAUUGUUCCUGACUCAUUCAAGGUUUUACUUUCGCAGCGCCGUCGGUGGAUUAAUUCCACUGUACAUAAUUUAAUGGAACUAGUGUUAGUUAGAGAUCUGUGUGGGACAUUCUGCUUCUCCAUGCAAUUUGUCAUAUUCAUGGAACUGGUUGGUACAGUCGUACUUCCGGCUGCUAUCAGUUUCACUGUUUACCUCAUCGUAAUUUCCUUCUUCAUCAAACCCCCGCCAAUCAUCCCAUUAUUGCUUCUUGCUGCAAUUUUGGGUUUACCUGCUAUUUUAAUUCUCAUGACUAGCCGAAAAAUUGUUUACGUAGGAUGGAUGUUAAUAUACCUAUUCUCCUUGCCAAUUUGGAAUUUCCUCUUACCAGUUUACGCCUACUGGCAUUUUGACGAUUUCACGUGGGGCGCGACUCGCCAAGUCGAAGGUGACAAAGGAAAAGGUGACCAUUCGACGAAAGAAGGCGAGUUCGAUAGUUCCAAAAUUGUAAUGAAACGAUGGGUUGAAUUUGAACGGGAACGACGAUUCAAGGAAGCGAAAGCCAAAGGGCUACCACCGCCACAAUUCAUGGACACCGGUAUGCUACGUAAAAGUCAAUACAGCAUGGCAGAAUCUUAUGAAUCAAUGAAUACAAAUGAGAGUUCAAUGCCACUGACCAGUAGAUCUCGUGAUAACGUUUCUAAUACAGAACUGGAUUCGGAAGAAGUGUCCCCUACGGAUUUUCCAGAAGAAAUUCAAGAGAAAGAUCCGUUCACAUAUUUGAAGAGUACCGAUGAUACCGGAAAUAAACUUGAAGAUAAUUUUCUUAGUGAUACUAUACCCGUAGGUCUACAACAACAAGCACAACAAAGAAUUCGUCAAUCAGUUAUCAAUUCUCUACCUGCAUCACCAUCACCGACAAAUUCCUCUUCAAGCCGGCAAUCACGCCAUCGUCAGGAUGGUGGUGGAUCUCCUCGUUAUGGAUCUCCACGACGUGAUACAUACUAUGCACAACAAACGGCACGAGAAGCAGCCGCAAGGCAAAACAAUCGUGAUUCGAUACUUGAUCAGCCACCGCGUCCUCCAUUUGCUCAACAUGAUCGAUCUCAACGAGAAAGAAGAGGUUCACGCGAACAUUCGCGCUCUAGCUCAAUUGAAAUUCCUACGUCGGCUGGUCCACGGCAUCAUAGUAGUAACAGUAGUAUUGAUAAUUCAAUUAAUAAACAAUCCAAACGUCAUCAUGCACCCUUACAGUCUCAACAACAAUCAGAAGCCAGUACGUCAAUAUUAAUACCAGAAUUAUUAGAAGAGAAUACAAAUAACAUUCAUGAAGAAGAAGCUCCACCUAGUUAUGAAGAAGCACUUGCUACCAGCACAGCAUAUUCUUCAUUCACGAUUCCACCUCCUGACGGACCAAAUGCAAGUGCAAGAUACUAUUCCGUCCAAUAUAUUCCUAGUGAUUUAUAUUCUCACACACAACAUUCUUUUCUUGCGCCGGUUUUUGUGGCGCGAAAUUGGCUGGCAUUAAUUUAUUUGUUGCUUUGGGAUUUGUCGUAUGCUUGUUUUUGUUUUAGUUGGGUGAUUGGAACUCUUGUUACUGGUGUUGUGUUGUUGAUUAUCCCACCAGUUGGAUAUGUGCUUCUGUUAGGAAUGCUAGCUCGCGUAGAACUUUCAAUACUAAACUCAAUAACAGAUCGCGCCACAGAACGCGCAUAUCUUCCUUCAAUAACCCAUCGCCUUACAUCCCACACUUCACAAAAUGCCAUUACGCAUUUUUUCUUUCUACUUAGCGACGAAUUCACUUUACGCAGCAUUCUAUACUUCACCACAAUAAAAUUCGCGGUGUCAAUCACAUUUUUCACCAUGUCAAUUCUCAAUUUUGUGAUUGUUGACAUGCUUUUCAAGGAUCUUAUGUGUCAACAUCUAUCACCAAACAACGCCAUUAGGACAAAUUUUAUAAGAUCUAGUGAAAGAGCUCGCCAAUGGACAAAGGUUUGCGCAAAAUUGCUCUGGCAAUAG
Ambispora leptoticha is the source of this 4851-nucleotide messenger RNA. Lineage: Eukaryota; Fungi; Glomeromycota; Glomeromycetes; Archaeosporales; Ambisporaceae. The record is from the annotation of a GenBank genome assembly.